Molecule: messenger RNA, 1826 nt
Organism: Physcomitrium patens
Lineage: Eukaryota; Viridiplantae; Streptophyta; Bryopsida; Funariales; Funariaceae
Source: RefSeq, a predicted model, not a curated record
GUGUCUUGAGCUUUGUUGCGGCGGAAUUUGCAGCUUUCGCGUCGUGGCUCCGAAGCCGCUGGGUUCUUCGGAGAUCACCCGCAUCAAAUUUGCCUCACAGCGCACAUGAGUUUUGAAAUUUUGUCGUAGAUUUCCAGGCGCUGCUGGCGAAGGGGGGUCCUAUCUGCGUCGUCGUCUGUCAUGACGGUUUCAUCGAGCGCUUCGCUCGUCUCGAGCCCGUCAUCCGUGAAGAUUCGGGACGGGGGUAGGAGGAUAUUGCCUGUUGGAUUUGGUUUGACCAGGGCGUGCAUUACCUCAGAAAAAUUCGGUAGCUCUGGUAAGGAAGCGGAGACGGAUGCCGGCGUUUCGACGAUGAGAGCUAGUGAGAGGGGUAGCGGCUACUUGCCCCCACGAUUCAGUGUAGCGCCGAUGAUGGACUGGACGAACAACCAUUUCCGGACUAUUGCUCGUCUUAUGUCCAAGCAUGCGUGGCUGUACACUGAGAUGGUAGUGGAUGACACCAUCAACUACCAGCAAGACAAUCUUGAUAUGAUACUUAAGUUCCCUGAAUCUCAUCAUCCCAUAGUGCUUCAGUUGGGUGGUUGCAAUCCAGAAAAGCUCUUUAGAGCAUCUCAACUUGCUAGUUUAUAUGGAUACGACGAAAUCAACUUGAAUUGUGGUUGCCCUAGUGAUAAUGUCACUGGCCGUAGUUUUGGUGCCGCGCUCAUGCUUGAGCCUGAGCUUGUUGGUCAAUGCGUGACCGCUAUUGCAAAGGGCAGCCCAGGGACUCCUGUUUCUGUGAAAUGUCGAAUAGGAGUUGACGACUUCGACUCUUACGAUUUUCUCCAUAACUUUAUCAGAAUUGUAUCAUCAACGUCACCUACGAAACACUUCAUUAUACAUGCACGAAAAGCCGUACUCAAGGGCUUGAGUCCGGAUGAAAAUCGAAGAAUACCACCUCUCAAAUAUGAUUAUGUUUUUGCUUUGAUGCGCGACUUUCCGAAUCUUAAAUUUACAUUGAACGGUGGGGUAGUCGGCAUUCACCAGGUGAAUGAAGCCUUAAAUAGAGGAGUCUUCGGAGUUAUGCUGGGGCGUACAGCUUACAACAGUCCCUGGAGUGUCCUUGCCAACGUUGACAGAGUCGUGUAUGGGGAUAUGACACCUGUGUUGACUCGACGUCAGAUUCUGGAGAAAUAUGUAGUAUAUGGUGAUGCUGAGCUUCAUCGGUACGGUUAUAAAAAACCUGGUAUUAGACAAAUUGCACAGGGUGGGGCGCCGGUAUGGGAAAAACCAGCCUUUGUCAGGCCUAUUCUACCGAGAGAAAGGAGUAGGAUUGUGGAGGCGGGCUCUGGACGAGUAUAUUCGAAGCUCCCAGACUCUGCAUGCACUUUUAAGAGAUACGCUUCGUGUGAUACCUGAUUCUGUACUUGAUGAUUCACCAAAACUUGAAGAAUCUGCAGUGUCAUUAUUUGCUGACUUAUCUGCACUCCCAUCUGCACACCCAUUUGGUUCUUCCCGAACUCUCCAGCCUCCACAACAGUCACUUGAAGACCAUAGUACCGUUCAGUUCUUAGGUGUAGAUCUAAAGCAGAAAAAACACACGCAGUAGGGCUUUGAAAAACUACUUUUAACUUGAAACGUCUGCCCUUGCUGAUUUCUUUUGUGUAAUCAGGUCACCAUUUCCUAAGUUAAAAAAAGAAAAGUAGAGAAAGUACCCAAAAAGGUCUUUCAUUCUGUACCAAUUACUAGACACAAACUAAAGAUCAAUGUCUGUAGCAGCUGACACUGUAACCGAUUAUGAACUGUAGAUGAAUUUGGUGCUCAGUAGAAUUGUGAGAAUUGAAUUU